Seminavis robusta is the source of this 2549-nucleotide messenger RNA. Lineage: Eukaryota; Bacillariophyta; Bacillariophyceae; Naviculales; Naviculaceae. The record is from the annotation of a GenBank genome assembly.
GUAGGAUAGGAACAGCCUUAUUACCUCACCAAGGCAUCUUAGAAUCGCUGGUUGUGUCAUGUUAAAGCAGCUUUAAAUCUAUCUUUAAAUCUCACUGGUAUAAAGUGAAUGUUCAGAUGCUGAAGUUCUCUUAUUGCGCUGACGUGGCAAUUGUAUGUUUAGGGACUCAACUUGCCUUCGCAACCAUCGGCGUUCCUCCCCAACUUGGAUUUUUAAAUUUUGUACUGUUUCUUCUAGAGUACAUGAGCCUGAGGGCCAGAUCUCGUGAAAUCCAGUUGACCAAAACCAAAACUACAAACUACCCAUGCACACACACCACGCACCACGCACCACCACACACCCAAACAACAGGCAAAAUUUGUGGUCUCUUUUCUCCUCCACUUUUUCAAGCUCACUGGAGAUCGUUCGGCCAUCGAAGGUGUUAACCAGUUGCCAUCCAAUCGCAACAAUACAGUUAGUUACACACCGCUCUUUGGCAAGGAAAAGAGCAAGCGUCAAAGAAGAUCAUUCUAUUGGUACUUUAUUACAACAGCUGACAAUCCAAUCAAUACAAGUGAAAGGUGCACUGCUUUCACUGCUUUUUUCCAUUCAUUCUAAUCCGAGGGUACAUCCAUUUCUACACAACGAGUGUUCCAACCAAACGAGAAGAUGGUGAGAAGGUUAAUUCGAUCAAUGUCCGGCGAUGACGGUGGAGCCGGUAAUCGAGGCGAAGGAGGUGGCCUUAUCAGGAGUGGCAGCAAGAGGUUCAUGAAGACAUUGUCCACUGCCAAUGUCAUGGUGGGAGUCUUGGAAGAAGGUGUCAAAGCCGGGGCCAGUCUCGGCAUGGAACUCGGCACCGGUGCUGCCGCUGGAGUGGCGGGUGCUGCCGGGGCCGUGGGCAGUCUGACAUCCUUUUCUUCCCAGAAACGCAACAAGGGCUCCAGUGCCCGACGACGACUGUCCGAAUUGAACAUUUUUGGCGACGGAGAAAUCAUGACGGUCGAACAUACCCUCAAGAAUAUUCAGCAAACCAAAGAAAACGUUCACGUCACCAAAUUGGAAUUGGAGGAUGUCAUUAAUCGAGAAGACGGAAAAGAGGCUCAAGUAUUUGGAGCUGUCAAAGACAUGCUCCUCAACGAUGGCGGUCGACAAUGGAAAUACAUUAGUUUUAUUGAUACCAUUCGCGUGGGAUUCAUGGGUGAGGACGUGUCCCGCCUCAAGUCCUACGAGAAAGAACUACAAACUCUGUGGGCUGGUAUCCAACAAGAAGCCGAAGGCAAGCCGCUACGAUUCCAGGUCAAACUGGAAAUCCUAGAAGAUACAACCGUCGCAACAAUCAUCGAUCUAUUCACGGAGCUGCAACGAAUGCACAUUGUCAAAAUCGAAUAUAUGGGAGGUCUCUAUGGUUACAAACCUCCGGAGAUUGCCGAUGCCCUCUACGAGCUCUGUAAGCCCGAAGACGAAUUUUCCAGUGUCGAAAAAUGCGGUGUUUUGAAUGAUAUGAUCCUCCUGACGGUGCAUCUGACAGCAUGCGAAGAAUCCACAGACCAGACGGAAGCACCAACAACAACCACCAAAGACGCAACAACAUCCCACAAAGACAAGUCAAAAGUCAAAAUAUGGAAAAAGGUACUGCGCAAAAGUGUCAAUCGGCUCAAGGGAAAGACCACCUCGUGCAGUGGUGACAGCGAGUCGGACUUGUCCGCCAUGAGAGCUGCCGCGGUACGGGCUCGCCCUAGUAGUGCGUACCGCAAUACGAGAACCAGCCGAUCCUUGUCGCCUCCCCGAAAGACCAGCAUGGCGCGAUCUGAUCACGAAGCGAAAAGCUCCGCAUUGGAUUUGAGUGGCCAUGGUGGUACCAGCCACAACAGACGCCGAAAACCUCGUCGUAUCGGAACUCCACCAGCAUCGCCCACGAGAGGAGAGCAGCAGGAAAGUGGUGGUGGUAGUCCAAAGGGCGACGAACGGACGAAACGAUCCAGCCGAUCCGUUUCGCCCAAGACAAGGCACUCGCACGAUCCCAAUUUGGUCAAAAAGGCGGCCAUGGCGGCCGAGUCUGUAUCAUCCCCCAGAAGAAAGACAGACCCGCUGGGAGGAUUCGACUCGAGCCACCACCGACGACGUAUGAAUAUUCAUAUUGUAGCUUUGCCAUUGGACGACGAUAGUGAGGAUGAUGAAAUGGCCAAUGACAACAAUAGCAAUGGCAGUUUUGAGGAGGAGGAAAAGAUGCCUCCUCCUCCCCCACCGCCUGGUCGACUGAAGCGUGCGAUUUCCUCGCCCAUGGAACGGCCGUCUGGUCUUGUUUCUUCCAGAGGAGGAGGAUUGAAGCGUUCCCACAGUAUGAAUCGAAAGCGACGCCCAAAAGGCCACGAGGAGAAAAAGAAAGCGACACCAAUCCCCGACUACGACUGGAGCACCCAUGUCUGCUCUCAUGGUCCCGAAGCGGAGUGUGGCGAGUGCACCGCCGCAAAAUCAGCCUAAGACGAUCCUCGAUCGAUCGUUUUCGGUAAUGCGCUGAGCUGUUAUGAAUAAAAUGUAUUUAAUAAUUAGAGAAUCUGCCUAUUUCGUUU